Molecule: messenger RNA, 1983 nt
Organism: Aureobasidium musti
Lineage: Eukaryota; Fungi; Ascomycota; Dothideomycetes; Dothideales; Saccotheciaceae
Source: the annotation of a GenBank genome assembly
AGAGGAAGGGGCGCUUAUUUUAAGGCCAAGUAUGCUGGCAGAGGAGGUCGUGGAGGUCAUGGUUCUGGAGAUGAAUCCCAUCCGACGCUUCCGCAUCAAUCCAGCUCUACAAAUACAUCUACCUGGGCACAAUUAUCGCGAACCUUAGACUCAAUUGAUGGACAGCAGUACGGUUGGUCGUCUGGACUCUCUCUACUGUCUGUGCUUUUCCUCAUCUUGUUUCANGGUUCGUACAAACGUCUACAGAAUGCACGUUUCCGACACAGCUCGCCGGACUUCACGCUAUCAAUAAAUCACGUCCAAGCAGAUGCAUACGCGUCGCCCUCGAAGAUCAGCGUGUCUAUGGAUUGGAGAACCACUGGCUUCCCCAACGAGUAUGCGGCAUCCGACAUCCGCCAGAUCGCUUUGGCCGACUACCUCUCCAGGACUGCUGCUGCCUUUAUCCGCACUAAACACAUGGACCAGUCUGUGGGUUCUGGAAACUCUGGUUGGUCCGGCCCCAAAGGUGGAGCUUUCACCAUCAACACCCCAGCCCAGGAAGUCUUGCCUCGUACCAGUGCUCUCAUCGUGCCUGGCGAAAACAAGAGCCUCGAGAUGCGUUUUACGGUCUCCUUGCCUGCUCGUGGCCGUACCAUUCUGGGCAGGGAAGCCAAAGCAAUCCUGUGUGUCAACCUCCCAGAGCUUGUCAANAAAACCAUGCUCUACACAUCUCAUGUGGCAGAUGAGCUCAAGACUCACAUUCACUGCGUGGAGGACCAAGCCUACAUGCGAUCUCAACUCGAAGCUAAGGGCUUGGUCGCUUUCGUUGGAAAUGGUUCGAUACUCCCAAGAGCUAGUGGUGCCUCCAGCCGCAGUAUGACCGGUAAGCACGUCGUGCCGUUUGAAUCGCCGCCUGAACUUGAAGUCUCCUUGAAACGUAAGCAUGGCCAUAAAGUACAUGGGAUGGGCAUAUCGAAGGGAGUGACUCUGCUCACUGGUGGCGGAUACCACGGCAAGUCGACCCUUCUGGAGGCCCUCCAGUUUGGGAUCUACAACUAUGUCCCUGGUGAUGGUCGCGAGUUAGUGGUCACCAAUCCCGCUGCUGUCAAAGUCCGUGCCGAAGACGGCCGCAGUGUCACAGGAACCAACAUCAGCGCCUUCAUCAAGAAUCUGCCAGGNAAAAGAGACACAGAUGCAUUCACAACCGAUGACGCCAGUGGUUCGACUUCGAUGGCAGCUAACAUCUCAGAAGCUCUCGAACUAGGAGCACAAGUCAUCAUGGUCGACGAAGACACUUCCGCUACCAACCUUCUCGUUAGGGAUGAGCGUAUGCAAACGCUCAUCAAGAACGAGCCGAUUACGCCUCUUGUUUCGAAGGUGCGCGCUCUAUACAACCAACAUGGCGUCAGCACGAUCAUUGUGGUUGGAGGACUUGGUGACUGGUUGGACGUCGCAGACAAUGUCAUUGGGAUGGAUUCUUAUGCUCCUUGUAUGCUCACCGAGGAAGCACAAGAUCUGAUUAAACAAGCGCCCAGAAAAGUCAUGCAAGACAAGAGUUACGGCUUGUUAUCCGACAGAAGUGUCGGCUUCCCGGCAGCAAUUCUCCAUGACAAGACUCCAUAUGCCAAGAGAAAGGACUUUAUCUCCAUCUAUGCUGACCGAGCGACGCAAGACCCAUCACAGACCGAAGCAGGCAUUGACAUAUCAGGUGUCGAGCAAUUGGUAGAAGUGGGUCAGACACGAACAAUUGCUCACUCGAUCCGUACGCUCGCUGCUGCGGAGGAUUCUGAAGGUGUCUAUCUAAAAGCGGCUCUGGUAGGCAUCGAGGCUGGAAUCGCUUUGGAGAAAGCGAUGCCUGAGAAGCUGCCUGGAGGAGAUCUCGUCGCAGUCCGUCGUUUUGAGGUAGGCGCAGCUGUCAACCGUGUUCGAGGCUUAGAGUCACGAGCAGCAAGGGCGGAGGCUCAGACGGGAGAAGGACCAAAGAAGAAGGCACGCAUUGACGUU